ACACUCCCCAUCUUCCUCUCCCUCCUUGCAGGCCCGAGGCCCGUGUCUGGACGGUGAUGUUGCUGCUGGGGACGUGCCUGCUGUACUGCACCCGUGUCACCGUGCCCAUCUGCGCCGUCGCCCUGAGCUCCUACUUCGACUGGGACAAGAAGCAGUCUGGAAUAGUGCUCAGCAGCUUCUUCUGGGGCUACUGCUUGACACAGAUUAUCGGGGGACACAUCAGUGACCACAUAGGAGGUGAGAAAGUCCUUCUCCUGUCAGCAUCGGCCUGGGGGUUCCUCACGCUGCUCACCCCGCUGCUCGCCCACAUCACUUCUGCACAUCUCGCUUUCAUGACCUCCUCCAGGUUCCUCAUGGGGUUGCUGCAAGGGGUGUAUUUCCCAUCUCUGACCAGCCUGUUAUCCCAGAGGGUCCAUGAGAGCGAGCGAGCCUUCACCUACAGCACAGUGGGGACCGGCUCACAGUUUGGGACACUGGUGAUCGGUGGUGCUGGUUCUCUCUUCCUGGAUUGGUACGGCUGGGAGAGCGUUUUCUACUUCUCCGGUUUGCUCACUUUGCUCUGGGUUUACUGCACCUGCAAGUACCUCCUGAGUGAGAAAGAACUCAUCGUCCCCAUGGACUAUUUAAUGAGAGGCCUCUCGAUAUCCAAGCAGACCAAAGUUCCCUGGAAGCAGCUGUUUCGGAAGGCACCGAUAUGGGCUGUCAUCAUCGCUCAGCUCUCCACGGCCAGCACGUUUUUCACUCUCCUCUCUUGGCUGCCAACUUUCUUUAAGGAAACUUUCCCCGAGUCCAAAGGCUGGGUGUUUAAUGUGGUUCCCUGGCUGGUUGCGAUUCCAACGAGCUUGUUCAGUGGAUUUCUGUCUGAUCAUUUAAUCAGCAAAGGGUACAAAACCAUCACCAUUCGUAAGUUCAUGCAGGUCAUUGGCUCCGGUGUCUCGAGCAUUUUUGCUUUGUGCCUGGGCCAGACCUCCAGCUUCUGCAGAGCGAUAGUGUUCGCCUCUGCCUCCGUUGGCCUCCAGACCUUUAACCACAGUGGCAUUUCAGUCAACGUACAGGAUCUGGCCCCCUCGUGUGCUGGCUUGCUGUUCGGUGUUGGGAAUACAGGUGGAGCUCUCCUAGGUGUCAUUUGUGUGUACCUGGCUGGUUACCUGAUUGAAACAACCGGCUCCUGGAUCUCUGUUUUCAACCUGGUGGCUGCUGUCAACAGCAUUGGCCUCUGUGCAUUCCUCCUGUUCGGAGAGGCCCAGAGGGUGGACACAGACUCUGCAUAUAUGGACCUCUAG
Molecule: messenger RNA, 1283 nt
Organism: Nestor notabilis (Kea)
Lineage: Eukaryota; Metazoa; Chordata; Aves; Psittaciformes; Psittacidae
Gene: SLC17A9
Product: solute carrier family 17 (vesicular nucleotide transporter), member 9
Exons: 12
Biological process (GO): transmembrane transport
Cellular component (GO): membrane
Molecular function (GO): transmembrane transporter activity
Source: RefSeq, a predicted model, not a curated record